Messenger RNA from Babesia bigemina, 5052 nucleotides. RefSeq lists its product as hypothetical. The record is from RefSeq and is a predicted model, not a curated record. Lineage: Eukaryota; Apicomplexa; Aconoidasida; Piroplasmida; Babesiidae. Bases 1 to 5052 code for a protein of 1683 amino acids. The transcript has a single exon.
AUGGCUCCACGAUUUAAGAAGCUUACUGACUGCCCUGAGAAUCUUCGGGAGGCCAUCGACUGGUUGAUCCAAGUGAGGCAUGGUGGAGAUGGUAAUGGUCUUGAGCAGUUGGCCAAAGCUUUGAAAAAAUUGAUAGCAGAGGCUAUAGAGAGGACUUACACCAGCUUUUGUGAUAAUCUAUGCACUAUUCUUGAUCCAGCUGGGCAACGGUACGAGUGUUGCAGGGAGAAAAUUCAGUCCAUCAAAGCUCUGAAGGCAGAGGUUGAUAAGGCCGGAAUUGUUGAGGAAGAUAAAUUAGAAAUACUUUUGAAUUACGUUAAAACAUUAAAAGAUGGCUGUGUAACAAAUCAUCGUGUUGAUACCUCCACAGAUAAGGCUUUAGAGGAUGUUCAGUCCAGAAUGGAGAAUCUUGAAGGGCUUAGAAAAAAUCUUAGUGGAUUUACAAGUGAUCCCAGCCCUAUUUUAGAACAGUUGUGCACUGGCCUUGAAACCUUCCUCGGCUUCGACCCUUCUUCCAAAGGCUACAAUGGCAAUGGGAUAGUGUAUUCGGACCUGGAUAGGCUAUGUGACGGGAUGAUCGCGUUUUUGCACGGGGUGCUUAAAGGUGUCCAUGAUAAUAAGAAUCUUUCGCCUUAUAAGGAGAAAUUACAUGAUUCUGUAAUUGAUUUAGAUGCUCAACUAAGUAAAGGCGAAAGAGGUUUGAAUGUUGUUAUUGACCAUGUUAAGAGUGGUAUUCAGGGGUGGUUGGGUGCAGUGAAGUCGUCUAACUAUGAAGUUACGAGACAUAUAAAUGAUCUCAUUACUGAAGGGCAAAACAUUCCCAAGCUACUAAAAGAGCUUCAGGAUAUUAAAGGCAAGGAAUACUUUGAAGGUGUGUACAGUGAUUGGAUUUACGGAGUUGACCUACUGCCCGGGAUUGCCGAACAAUCAUUUAACAAACUAAAAACUUUAGACGGGAAAUUGAGCGAGCUGUUAUUACCGCAUAUAGAGUUAAUUAAACGAUUCGUAGAAUCAUAUCAAGAUUCCUUUAGUAGGGACGUUUAUGGGCUCAUAGAUUACUGUUCUAGGGUGGACAAUGAAUUUAGAACGCUGGAUGAUACCUUCGAGAAGGGUUUGAGUGAGACGAAUCAUGGUGGUCUAAGAUAUAAGCUAAAUGAUAAUAUUACGCAGCUUAAAGAUAAAGUAGAGAAAGAAUAUCCGCGGCAGUUACGGAUAUCCAUUGAGGCUGCCAAGCACACUCUAUUGGAAGCGAAGUUGGUUGCCGAUGCAUAUUUGACAGCAGUAUACAACAAUAAUGAACGAGACAUGUUUAGGGUAAAAUUCGAUGCAAUAGAGGGGUUGUUAAAGGAAGUUAAUGAUAAAUCUUCAAUGCCUUCCAAGAACAAAUCUCAGCUUCGACAGCUAGUCACUACCGUUCAGCAAAACCUUCGUCAACUAAACGUAGAACUCAACAAGUGCGCGUCCGACAUUGGCAGAACAAUUUCAACAGCUGUAAGCGAUAUUACCGUGGCACUUGUGCAGUUGGAUAAUAAGGUGAAAGAUGACUUGGUUCUGCUUAAAAAUAAGAUUGAUGGGCCUAUUCAGGAGUAUUUUCAGACGGUGGAUGCGGGGUUGAAGAAUGCUGUAAAAGUGAGUUAUAGUCACUCUGAUUUCCCUCAAGAAUUUCGAAUUGGCAUAGGAGGUGGUAAAGGCGAUGCUAAAGCUCCAAAGUUGCAUAAGUGGGCUGAGGAUAAUAAUACUCGACUUCAAAAUGCGCUAUAUAAAUUAGAUAUUUCCGGUGAAUUACCUAAAUUCAAAACAUUUGUACAGGAGUUUAUAGAGAUUGUAGACGAGAACCAAAAAACCUUCUUCGGUGCCAUCGGCGCUGAGAUAACUGGCAUAGUAAAAAAAAUUGUAUUUAACUUGUACAAUGCGAAUAAUGAUAACAUUGUUGUGCAGAAUCUCAUGGUAAAUUAUAUAAAGUGGGUAACAAGUGCUGGCGAUUCCACCUCCCUUCAUUCUAAAAUAAAAAAGAUUACUACAGACCUUAAAAACAUUUUCGCUGAUGGCAUUGUGAAUGAGCAUUCAACUUUUAACACUGAAGUAGGUGGAGCAUUAAACACUUACAAUGUGAUAAAAGAACGUGCUAACAUUUCGGUCGAAGAGCUCUUUGAAAAAAUCGGUAAGCUUGAAGAGCUACCCGAAGCUGUUAAACGGGCGAGAUUAAGUGUUGAUAAGUUUAUUAAAGAUAUUAGAAAAUAUUAUGAAGCGCUCAAUACGGAGGUAAAAAUCGCCAUAAGCACCUUGGACCAUUCGUUACAUAAAUUGGACGCUAUGAUUCGGCAGGUAAACUUUGGAAUUGACGAUGUCCACACGAAAGCAAAAGAAUACAUUCAAGAAUUCCACGAUAUAUACUUUAGAUCAUCUUUGAAUGCCAAAAAGAAUAUUAAAAAAGAAGCGUUAUCUAAAUUUGCGGAAUCCAAGGAGUUUGCGCUCAAUAAGCUUAAGGGUUUAAUUAGUGAACGUUUGAAAAGGAUUAAUGUGAUAAUUGAAAAGGAUUCUGUAACUGGAAUCAAAGGUAUGAUGAAAUGGAUGAGUGGCGAUCUAGAUGCAUCCGGCCGCCGAAGCGCAGAGAACUUUCUUAGCAAGAUGAAAACAGAACUAGAAAAAGGUGACCACAUAACAUUGCUUGAUCUGUCCAAAAUAGCAAGAGAUUUUAUAGAUGUUAUACUGAUUUAUGCUGGAGGGGAUGUGAAGAAAGUAUUCACACAUGAUUGCAUGAUAAUGUAUCGUUCCAAAGUUAAGAGUAUUUUUGACAAGUUUUCCAGACUGUUGGAUACCCUUACUCAUUACAAUGCCGACUUUUCGACAAAUCUUGCUGAAUUUCAGAAUUUACUCAGCGAUUUAAAUCCUCACGAAUUCGACGUUCCGGCAUAUCCAGUUUUGGAUAUUUUACGAGUUGGGUUGUUAAAAUUGUGCAAAGAAUUGGAAAAGGCAUACGUGAAUUCGUAUUCUGGGCGCGCAAUCAACUGGAACCGUAACGAUAAUACUGACAAAGGAAAUUGUGCCAAAGUUUGCUUAACUUCAAUUCAUAUGCUUUUCAACGGACUACAUGAGAUGUUUUAUAAAUGCGCCAGAAGUUACAAAGCCUUUGCAAUUGACGGUAGUGCAACAACGGACGAAAACAGAUACGACUUGGCAAAGUAUUUGCAGCUCCAAGGGUUUAAUGUCGACCGUCUUUAUAAAAAUAAGACUGGUUGGGAUGUUGCAGUCAAAUUGGGCAAAGGAUUUAACAAUAAUGGAGGGUUUUCAAACCCUGAGGAAACAAGAAAACGUUUUGAUGUUUACAUGGGCGCUGCACUAGAGAUGGAGGCUCCGCUGUCUGUGCUGUUCCGGAAUCUACAAGCAUAUUGCAGAGUCUCUCACCACAAUAUUGCAACGUCGACUAGGUAUCCAUCUUCCAUCUACGAGAUGCUAGGAUGGUUAGCAGGUCUCCCAUAUAAUCCUAUAUUUAGGAAACUCGAAGAGAAUUGCAAAAGCUAUUAUGACGUUGAAAAGGAGCGCCAUAUGGUAUCAAAAAUGCACGGCCUCAUGGCAUAUGAUCUAACCACUGUAUGCGAUUAUUCAUAUAAUUUGCUUACACGAAUUGCCGGAUUUGGUGAUGCUGCCACGUACUACGGCUGUGAAUAUAUGAACAACUCGCUUAAUUUGCACUAUAUGGAAAAACCUUCACAAUGCUUCGAUAUGUUGUUAGAUAUUCUUCGACGAUUGUUUCAUGCGCUGCGAUUCUUACACGUUCACUGUAGUAUCGAUAAAUCGUCCUACGGUUGGGGUGAGUGCAGAUUUGGAACAGGUGUGCAGGCUUCCGAUUGGCAUUGCAGUCAAUAUAAUGAUAAAUUGGCAUCUGGGACUGCAGAUUGCUCGAUCAGUUCGCCACUGCAGUUAUACUUCACAGAUGGUCUGAGGGGCAUGUUGCCGCACAGUAUCGUAUCCGAAAACCAAAAACUCACAUGUGCGACUUGUACAAAGACCCCACCCAGUAUGCCAUGUUUAACCCCUCUUGGUUUCAGGAGCUUCUCUGGAACUACACGAGUGGGAAAGGACUUGUGCGAUGUGCUUGACAAACUAUGCGGCGACAAUGGCGUGUUCACUACUGUUUAUUCCAACCUAUCAUGCCUUAUCAGCCGUCCACCUCAGUCAUUACCAGACAUAUUCUGCUUUUUCUCCCAUCUCACUCAAUCGUGGAAAACUAUGCCGGAGACAGGAUUUCCGAGUGGUGAUAAAAGUGUCCAAAAAUCUGUUUGCGAUAAAAUCGUCGGAACGGUGGCAUGUGACUAUAAUGAUGCCAGAAAGCUGCUUGAUUCCUGCCGGGAAUUGUAUCGUUCCAAAUCGCACAACAAACAUGACUAUGAAAAAUCGCCCGACAUCGAAUAUCUUAUUGGUUGUAAUAAAAAUGGCUGUGGGUACCUCAUUCAGAUGCUAAACGGUCCGGCGUACUCUGACCUCUCCGCUAAACACGCCAACAAGUAUCUUUCCUGGUUGACUUACAUAUGUCCUAGUAUUGUCACAUUCCUUGAGCAGCUGAAAAAUGCAUACUGCAAUAUUUCCUGUUUCGAAUCCGGUUGCCAAGGCUGUCACCAUGAAGGCAAAUGCCUAUCUGGUAAGCAUGGUACAGAGGAAUGUGGCUGCACUUCCAUGGUCCAUUGUCGUGGAGUCCUGCCCGUAUUCUAUCGGUAUGGCCUCACAUAUGCAGACGCCAGUUACAAAAGCAAAAAGCGGUGCUAUAUUUUCUGCAAGGCUCUAGAUCGCAUAUUAAAUUCCGAGUUGUUAAACAAUUUCCUCACUGCCGUUGACACCUUCUUGUGGACCAUCAGAAAAUAUUUCUUCUACACCCUCCUUUCCCUCUGGCUCCUCUCUUUGUUGUACCUCCUCCACAUCAUGGUCAUCCGCCUCGACCUGCUCCACAUCAAAUCUCACUUGCACUCACCAUCAUCACAUCGCAUAGCUGCCCAAUCACUACUCGCCGCUGCACGUCUUGGCAAACUUGCCAAGCUCACCUACCUGCAGCCUUGA